AUGGCUGAAAUAGCUGUGGAUAGUAAAAAAGUGACUCGUCAAUUUUUAUGGCAAGAAUGUACGGAGUUUGCAUGGUUCUUGACAUCAAACCAAAAUAGCAGUUUGUUUGCUAAUACAUUGGGUACAGACUUUUACAUUAAACAGUGUGCCGAUGUUUUUGGUGAUAAAUUCACACAAGCAUUUAUAGAAGAAGAGAUCAAAAGUACAAAUUCAUAUUACGGUGGGCGACGUAACUACAACCAAAGCAAGUGUUUGUUCACUCAAGGACAGCUUGAUCCAUGGCAGGCCGCUGGCAUCACAGAAGACAAUGAUAAGAAAGGAUAUAAAGCACUGAUCAUGAAGAAUCUUGGGCACGUGAGAGAUCAGGAAGCUGAGAGUGAUAGCGAUCCACCAGAGUUGGUGGAAGCGAGAGAGGACAUCAAAAAAGUUCUUAGGGGAUGGAUUGAAGCUUUCAAUUUUGGACAAAAUCCCAAUACCAUUCCUCCC
Molecule: messenger RNA, 486 nt
Organism: Nilaparvata lugens (brown planthopper)
Lineage: Eukaryota; Metazoa; Arthropoda; Insecta; Hemiptera; Delphacidae
Product: putative serine protease K12H4.7
Biological process (GO): proteolysis
Molecular function (GO): serine-type exopeptidase activity; dipeptidyl-peptidase activity
Source: RefSeq, a predicted model, not a curated record